Racocetra persica is the source of this 183-nucleotide messenger RNA. The record is from the annotation of a GenBank genome assembly. Lineage: Eukaryota; Fungi; Glomeromycota; Glomeromycetes; Diversisporales; Gigasporaceae.
AUAAAAGACGACAUCGAAAUGCAUAAACAAUAUCGUAGAUAUAUCAAUGCGGAAAAGGAACAAGCAUCUAAAUUAGACAAUAUUAAGGAAAAAGAACAAGCGUCUAAAUUGGACAAUAUUAUAAAAAAAGAACAAGCAUCUGAAUUAGAUAAUAUUAAAAGGGUUGAAUUGGACGAUAUUUAA